CAGGUUUAUCGUUAACCAUUCACUGUCACCCUCACCGCCUCUGCCAUGGCAACAGCUACUAGUUAUGGUCUAGACUACUACAUGUACAUAUAUGGCAUAGGUGAUUUGAGAGUCGACGUUCAUCAUGGAAGGUGGCUCAUCAAUCACUGAUGCCAUUGGGGAAGAAGAUUACAUGAGCCCUCAAAAGAAGUAUCGUUCUGACUAUAGCGAUGAAAGCGACAGUGAGGUCGGUGUAGCCUGGUCUCCUGGGGACGGGAUUUGUCCAUCAACAGCAGAGUUCCAUCUUUGCUACACUUCCUCUUUCUACACCUACUUGGUUGACUUUCUAAGCCUCCUCAAACAUGUCCCCCCGUUUCUAUCCUGUCUCCCAGAAGAUGUCCAUAUUACAGGGAGAAGGAGAACAUUUCUUAUGCUUAGGUCAUCUCUACAGAUACAUUCAACAGAUGAUCCAGACUGCGAUCAACCUUACAAGCUGAUUAAUUAUCUUCAAUGCCUCGGGUCUCCAAAGCCUGUCGUCUACAAGCUGAAGGCUGAGACGCAAUUACAACCAGUCCUUCCUAUACGCACCAAGGCCUUUCGCUCUGGGUAUUUCACAAAUAUCGUUUUAGCUUGGUCCUACAUCGUCUCUUGCCGCUGGUCAGAAUUAUUCCAACGAGCAGGUUGGAACAGCCAGGUACUCCAUGAAAAUGGUAUGCAGAUUGAGGACUCUUUCUGGCAUCUAGUCACGCAAGGCUGCUGGCUAGCACUAGUGAAGAAAGAAACAGCUGAAGGGGCUAAGAAAGACUGCAAUUGGGUGCCAGUCACACCAAAUUCGUCUCUGGCCUUUCAUACUCUUGUGGACUUCUGCAUAUCGGAAGGCCUGGAACUGGAAUUGACCACCGGUCUUGCGUCUGUUUUACUAUUGACAUCGCGGAACGCAGCUUCGCCUAAUCUCGCUCCUGCUGUAGCAGCCCCGACUGCUUCUGCUGCCUAUCCACCAAGAGCAAAAGACGCGGUCUUUCAUGAACUUUACCAAUCUAUUGAUAGAUUUCUCACUUUGAGCUCCACCCAGGAUGCUUUGGACUCGUUAAUAUGCAGUGCCUUUUUUGACCAAUCUAUUCCCUGUAAUUUCAUGGGAGCUGCAUCUUUGGGUGUGAGGAAAGCCCUCUCAACGGCAGACAAGAUCGAUGACCAACAGCUCCUUAGAGCGAUCACAUAUACGAACCCAUCUCUAUGUCACUUUUGGGUCGCAGCUGUCCGUGGAGGUCAAGUAGACUCGUUUCUGAAGAAGAAAGUUGUCACUCGGGCAAACGAAUUUCAAACUUCAUUUUAUUGCCGGUCAGGCACAUCUGUGCCAUGGUCACCCGCACCUCCCUUCGGUACAACCCCCGUCGAAAACGUCAGUCUUGAAAUCCGACAACACCUCGGACAUUUGCACAGACCUAUCUCAUGGACCACAUGCUGGGUUCCGAGUUCUGGUAAGAGGAUCCCCGCGACCGAACCGUACCAAAUUCGUCUUUCUCAGGUUCAGAGGGUGUAUCGCUCUUCAUCUACAGAGCAUCUUGACGAUGUUUCCUACGCUGAGCAAAAUGCGGCUGAUGAACAAUCAUGGGUUGCAACAUCUCGUUUGUUCAAUUGGCAUAGAAGCUAUGAUGAUGGCCUCUGGCUUGAUGAUGGGACGGGCGACAUUGAAACGAUUCGUCAAUUCCAGCAACACCAAUGGAUUAUCGAUCCUUUUCUUGAAAGUGAGCUUGACGACCCAAUAGAGGAGCCUAAGGAUCGUGAGCCUGGCGUUGAGAGUAUCUUGUGGUGGAUAGAUGAAGCUGAGAACCAUCGACACGAGCACCAGUAA
Messenger RNA from Aspergillus vadensis CBS 113365, 1831 nucleotides. RefSeq lists its product as uncharacterized. The record is from RefSeq and is a predicted model, not a curated record. The transcript has 6 exons. Bases 125 to 1831 code for a protein of 568 amino acids. Lineage: Eukaryota; Fungi; Ascomycota; Eurotiomycetes; Eurotiales; Aspergillaceae.